GCUUGGCCGUGAGGAAAAUAGUCAGGACAAUGGUAUACUAGGUAUGCUGGCGUGAUAUUAAACAUUUGCUGCAUUUAUUUUCUGAAUAAAAUACCCACCUUCGGCAGUGAUCAUGGGCCAAUGUGGAGUUAUUUCUUCAAAAACGGUUUUGGUGUUUCUCAACUUAAUAUUUUGGGCAGCUGCAGGUAUUCUGUGCUACAUUGGAGCAUAUGUCUUCAUUACAUAUGACGACUAUGAUAAUUUCUUUGAGGACAUCUACACGCUCGUUCCUGCAGUGGUGAUCAUCGGUGCUGGAACACUCCUCUUCCUCAUUGGAUUUGUCGGUUGCUGUGCUACUGUAAGGGAGAGUCGCUGUGGCCUGGCGACUUUCUCGGCUGUGCUCCUGCUGGUGUUUGCCACAGAGGUGGUGAUGGUGGUGCUGGGUUACCUGUACAGGGCCAAGGUGGAAGCUGAGGUGAAUCACUCCAUUCAGAAGGUGUAUUAUGAGUAUAAUGGAACAAACACAGACGCUCCCAGCAGAGCGAUAGACUACGUGCAGAGACAGCUGCACUGCUGUGGGAUCCAUAACUACUCAGACUGGAUGAAUACGCCCUGGUUUACUGAGUCCAGAAAGAACAGCGUCCCAGUCAGCUGCUGCAAGCCUACCAUCACUAACUGCACAGGAACACUGACACGACCUGGGGACCUUUAUCCAGAGGGCUGUGAAGUUCUGGUGGUGAAAAAGCUGAAGGAUAUAAUGCUGUAUGUCAUUCUGGCUGCUUUAACCUUCGCUGCCAUACAGAUGCUGGGCUUGCUGUGUUCCUGUGUGGUCCUGUGCCAUAGGGGUCAUGACCCCACCUAUGAGCUGCUGGUCAACACGGGAAUGGAUGCCUGAACAACUCCAUGGAGACGACCCAGACCUCGCAAUCCUCGCAAGUCUGUUCCAUCUCUAGCAUCGGUACCAUUACAUGCCACAUCAUAUUAUGGUUGGAAUACUGGAAGGUCUCAUGGUGGGCAUAAUAGUACAGAAGGUGAACACACAUUUAUGUAAUUUUCUCUUUAGUCCAUACCUGCACUUCUUCACCUGGGCUUGGUGGUUUGCAUUGUUACUGUUUAUUUAAAAUGCAGUUAAUUUCAUUUUAACAUGAACUUUGACAGACCUACCUGUCUGAAUUUUACACUGGAUCCAUAUGUAAAGUGUUAUAUGCCAUAGGUCUUCUUCAGCGUGGUAUUAUUAUUUUGUUGUGUAAAUAGUGAAUCAAGUCUAUACAUGACAGCACAGGUUUUAUAUAUUUUUUAACAUUACCCUCAUAAUAAUGAUUCUUUAUUUGCAAGUGAAUAGACUGAGAUACAGAUAUUAGGAUUGUUGCACUAGUUUGUUGUUUAUUUGAUAUGUUUUCUCCAAGGCCAACUCUUACAGUCCUGUGUGCUGGUCCUGCUGUAAAUAAUCCGUCACUGAUGUGCCAAAUUCAGGGUGGCUAAAAGAGAGAACAGGAGACCUUACUUGAACUAUAUUAGUAGCUCAUUUUAUUAACUUGAGCAUAAUCAAUACUUGACCAUCAGUAGGGGGGGUGAAGUUUGAGUGAAAAUAUGAUACAACACAAGUUUGCAUUAUACAUAUAGUGAAUAUAUGAUAUACUAAAUAUAUGAUGCAACAAAAUUUGUUUCUGUAUUAUACAUAUACUGAAUAUAUGAUGCAACACAACUUUGUUUCAGUAUUAUCCAACAAUUUUAGAACUACUUUGUUGAUGAACUGCUCUGACGGACAGUAAGAAUUUAUAUGCCACAAAAGGCAUGCUGAAAAAAUAAGUUGCUGCUGUGAAUAAAUCAAUGUAAUUUAUCCUAAAGUUUUAUUAAUGUUAAUGCUGUUUUUUGAAGUUCAACAUGUACGAUAUUAUUUGCGCUAAAACCGAAAAAAUAAAGUGUGGCAUUUGUUUCAGCAAUAUAAAGUUACACAAGUUACACUAAAUAACAUUGGCUAUGAAUGAAAGUUUUCAAGUUUAGCUUAUUCAAGCUAAAAAAUUUAUGACAUGUUUAAUGUUCUUCCUAUACUAGUAAGAACAUUAGGUGGUCAAUUCAAUUUUAUUCAAAGUGCUUUUUUUUUUUUUUUUUUUUUUAAGAUCCUAUGUAUUCUUAAACUGUCAACAUUUUUGUCCAUUUGCAUCUAAGAUACUUUUUUAUGGUUUUAAACGAGUUUGAAUUGGCAACUAUGUUUAUUUUAAUCUGCUUUUGUAGGUGUCUGAUUUAUUGUUUAUUCCAGCCCAUAUUAAUGAAAGUAAAAGAUGGGAACUAUAAGCUUUUUAUUCACACACACACACACACACACACACACACAC
Molecule: messenger RNA, 2315 nt
Organism: Electrophorus electricus (electric eel)
Lineage: Eukaryota; Metazoa; Chordata; Actinopteri; Gymnotiformes; Gymnotidae
Gene: tspan3b
Product: tetraspanin 3b
Cellular component (GO): plasma membrane
Source: RefSeq, a predicted model, not a curated record